GCCACGGACUUCCUCGCUCCGGAGCGCCCCGACACACAUAUGCAUAUCCACACGCAAGCCCGCACCCGCGCUUUCCUCUUCGAAGACCCGGCCGAUACCAGAUCGUGGCAGAGGCGUCGCCGCGUCUGCGCCGUGCAGAGUCACCUCCUGGCGGCGCACGAAGGAAGCGCGAUCCGUGACGAAGCCGCGGGAGUGACGUCGGCGCGGCGCCCCCGCGUGUCCGCUGCGGGGACGUGCGCUGCGGCGUGGAUUCGCUCGCGGGAGAUGAGAGUGGGCUCGGGUGCGCGUGUGCGGGCGCGUCGUUCAUGUACUGGCAAAGCUGUGGUUAGCCGCCGCAAGAGGUCGCCCACGAGACUCCGAGGAAGAAAUUGUGAACUGACGAAUCACCGCGAUGACGAAGCCGCCCACGCCCGCUCCGAGGCUGAUGAUAGCGUGGGCGUCCCUCCUCCUCCUCCUCCUCCUCCUCCUACACGCCCCCGCCGGUGACUGCCACGCCCGCACGCCCGUCUCAGGAGCCGCGUCCAGAACGAGGAGGAAUGUUCUCGAAGCUCCGGCCACGGAUGCCGGGCGGGCGGCGCUGGAGGCCAGGGCUGCUGUGUCGCGCCCGAAUUCCCCCGCAGAGCACGAGGAUUUCCCUUCGUCGGGAGCGUCCGUCCCCAACUCCUGGCUGUAUAAAUUCCCCCCGUGGUUCCUGCCGAACAACCCCGCUCCCGAGGGAUUCUCCAAGCACCAGAUCCCUCCCCCUUCCGGCGUCGCGCCCCCCCUGAAGGACCCCCAACUCGCGCAUUCGGGCGGCCCCAAGACCCACUUUCCCGAGGGCCCUCCGAUCCCGAGCGCGGGCAGCUCCAAGGCCCUCUCUCCCGGAUCGAGCUUUCGGAUUCCGGACGAUCCCGGGGCGUCCCUGCCGGAAGUGCUCGACGGCGACGUGGUGAUCGUAUCGGACCUGCAGCAGGGCACGCGCACGGGCCGCCUCCAGAACAUCCGGCUGCGCGGCGACUCGGAGUUCAAGGAGGAGCUGCUCAGGACCAUCCUGGAGGUCAAGCUGAUCAACAAGGAGGUCCCGCUCCAGACGAGCACGCCCUCCGGCCUCGAGGCCCCGCCCGGCGUCACGCCCUUCCGGCUGCCCCUCUCGGCCGCCCCUCCUCCCCCUCCGCCCCCGGCGCCCACGCAGCCCUUCGUCCUGCAGGACCUCGCCGGGGGGGGAGACGUCUCGGCCGCCCACGGCCUCGGGGGCGCCACGUCCUCCGAGUCCGGCGUCGGGAAGGCGGUGACGGGCGGCCGUUUCGGCGGCGGAGGGCCGGUCAGGACGCCGUUCGCCGCGCCGCCCACGCCCACGUUCCACCACGCCGAGGGAGGCCUCAGCGAGUUCCGGCCGAGCCCCCCCGACCUGACGUUCGCCAACCGGUCUCCUCCGCGGAGCUUCCUGCACUCGGCGCCGUCCCUGCCCCUGCAGCAGGCGCCGCCACGCGACCUAAACCUGAGGCCGCCGCCGGCCGUCUCGGCGCCGCAGCCUCGCCCGCCGCAGCGAGGGCUGGGCGGGGCGCCCUUCCCGCGGCCCGGCGUCGAGCACAACGCCAUCGCCGACGCCUUCUUCAAGGACCAGGAGGAGGCGCUGCGCAAGGCCGCCAACGGAGCCAAGGUGCGGGGCGUCCACGGCGCCGCCGACGACCCCGUCUGGAUCCCGUUCAUCCCGGGCGUCCCGCUGCCCAUCCUCGUGCAGCAGUCGCUGGCCGCGCGCCGGAAGCAGAAGGCGCAGAGGACGCGGUCCCUGGGGAGCCAGCCUCCCCCUCCGUCCCUCUCCUUCCCCCCCUCCUCCGCGCAUGGCGGCCGCCGCCCCUCCGCUCCCCUCGCCCACCCCCCUGCAGGACCCGGCGAGGCGUCCUACCCGACGAGCAUCCAGGACAUCAUCAACAGCCGGCUGGGGGCGUCGCAGGAGCUGUACUCCAGGGCGCGAGGCAGCCCCUUUCCUCCAGGCGUUUCGGCCUCGUCGUCGGGGGAAACGGACUUGGGGCUCCUGGCCUGGGCGAGGUCGUGAGGGAUUCGAAUCAAUGAUUAAUCAAUUAUAGUUAAUCGACUCAUGGGAAAUCCCAUGACGUUUCUUAAUUUAUUUCAAUAUCUCGCCAGUAUCGAUGUUUUCAACGUGUUAAGUAAGGUAACAUUAUUAACAUGAAUUUUUUUAAAACAAAUUUUCCAAUUAUUAAGAUGACCCGCCUGGGCCUAAGAUAUAGAAAGGCCUAAAAGUCAAAAUUUCCCUUACGUUUCUACCAGAACAUUAGGCUCAGGUCGUGCGUGGUGAAUGAAUGAUGGAAUUAUUUUUCAUACAACUGAAAAUAAUAAUCACAUGUAAUUAUUAUUGCCAUAUAGGGAUGUAUUUUAGUACUGAUGUGGUCUAUACUUUAUAGACAGAUUAAAGUAUCUUUAAUUCAUAACUCUUCUUGUGCAAAAGUUUUUAUGAUUGCAUAUUAUAUGUGUGUGUACAUGUGUAUUCUUCUAUUUAAUAUUUAUUCCAUAUUCACUUUUGCUAAUGCCUUUGAAAUAUUUGCAUCAUAAUAACACAAACUUCAUUCAGUUUAACAUCAAGAAUAAUAUUUUGU
Molecule: messenger RNA, 2594 nt
Organism: Penaeus indicus
Lineage: Eukaryota; Metazoa; Arthropoda; Malacostraca; Decapoda; Penaeidae
Exons: 5
Coding region: 392-2035 (547 amino acids)
Source: RefSeq, a predicted model, not a curated record